Molecule: messenger RNA, 6900 nt
Organism: Venturia canescens
Lineage: Eukaryota; Metazoa; Arthropoda; Insecta; Hymenoptera; Ichneumonidae
Product: mucin-5AC-like
Exons: 4
Coding region: 793-3354 (853 amino acids)
Source: RefSeq, a predicted model, not a curated record
UUCUCCAUACGCUGGAUAGUUUGGUUAUAUGCUAAUGAGAGAGUACGAAAUGGAGUCCUCUUGGUUGUGCCGAGGGAAUUGGACCGGAUCGUACUACAUGCAUAAGUAGAGGAGUAGAGGGAGUUUUAUGCUGACUUUUCUCAUGAUCAGCGUUCUCAUCGAUUCCUGACCGAAAAUAGUCUCGUUCUUAUAAUCAAGAUACGAACGAGACGCAAUCGAGGUUUCCAUCGCGAUUCUUCACUUCUACUUGCCACCGAGAUCAACGGGGCUAAAUAGAUGAGAGCUGUGUGAAAGGAACACCGUAUGAAAGGUUCUGUGGUGUUAAAAACGUAACAGUGUUUAUGAAACCGACCGCUGGGGUCGAUUUUGGGUUGGAAAGAACUUCCAACGUUGCUCCAGGAACUAAGGGAUUGCAAUGAAAUGAGUUCUUGGGCGUUACCCGAUCAUUCGAAUGAUGCUACCAGAGUGGAAAAAAUAGUCCUCGAAUAAAUUUGAGUGUGCGUUAAUGUUUUUCACGGUGGUGACAGUAUUCAGCAGCGUAGUGAAGUGUUUUCAAUUGGUAAGCUGUAAGGCAAUUAAGGAAGCGGCAGUGAAAGGCCGCGUUGAUUAAGGCCGUUGGCCGAGUGGUAGGGAACCGACUCGAUGAUGUUGUCUUGUCAUAAUACGCGAUUGAGCGCUCUCCACAGUUUAUAGACAUCGUACACGAUCGAUAUCAUCGUCCUUUGAGUUCUAUUGACUAUCAAAGACCUUGUGACAUCCUACAGAGUUCUCGCUCUACAGGGUUUAGUAACAAUGGCGACCGCGACUAUGGGCCUGCGGCGUCGAGUGACCGUGAACAAUUCACCGUCUCCAACGAACCAGCAGAGCUCGGCAUCGGCAUCAACCUCUGGCUCGACUAGUGGAACUAAUAAACGCACGAGAACCGAGAACAACAAUAGCUUGUCACACGGCAAUCUAAACUCCUUAAGCACCGGGGCAACGGGCCAUCGGGACGAGCCACCGAAUAAAAAGUCCCGGGCUGGCGGGAUGGGAAAUUCGGUGAAAACUCGUGCCAAUUCACCGGCUGUCACGGAAAGCGCGUUGGAACGUGGCAAUAACGCACAUCACGGGAGCUCGGGCAGGGGUCGAAAUGCCGCUGGAAAAUUAAGUUCAAGAACGAAAAGUCCAUCAAUAUCGACAGCCACGAGCGCCAUAGCCGCCACAUCGUCCACAUCCACGCCAACAUCUUCCAAUCCAACUAUCUCAACUGCCUCGCCAAUUUCCAUACCGGCUAGUAUUUCCGUCGCUCAGCCAGUCCAGCCUGACAUCUCAUCCAGUUUCAACGUUCUAGGCUCUAACGCCUGGCCAACGUCUGCCGGGUUACAAGAAGCUCAGAAUUACACUUCCAUGUCCGGCUUGAACAUGCCCGGACCCGUACCAACUAGCCUGUGCGCUGCUGCAGGCCUUGGACUUCCUACCAGUAUUCCCUACAUGGCAACAUCCAUGGCAACUUUCGUUGGGAAUGCCACGAAUCUUGGGAAAAAUUCGUCGGUGUCUUAUCUUGAUAUUUCCAAUAUGACCGGUGGCUCGAUGAAUACGAAUUCACUGGGCAACAUGAGUGCUAGCUACCCUUGCAAAUCCAACCCAUCUGCUAUUCCUGUGCAGGAGAACAAUAGCGGCAGCGUACCUCUGCCCUUUUCCGGUGUUGUACCAGCGAGUAGUGCUUCUUCCGGUGCUUAUGGAGCUUCGUCCACAGCUCACAUGACGCAACAGCCCUCUAAUGAGAAUUGUUCAGCUUCGGCAAAAACCUUUCAAAACGAUGCCAUGUUCAACGCGUACCAACCGUGGGUCAUCAAGACUUAUGGUGACUUGGCGAAAACGAAAACAAUUACGAUUAAAAAGUACGCGAGAAUAUUGAGGACUCUGAAAGGCGAGGAAGUUAACAGUGCGGAAAACAGUAAAUUUCGCUUCUGGGUCAAGAGCAAAGGUUUUCAUAUUGGACAACCUUCUGGAUAUGACGCCAAACCUGCUGAUAGGAUUGUUGGCCGUCAUGCAGUCACGAGCCCUGGCUUGGAUCCGCCGCUGUACGUGCCAACGCAGUUGCCUCAUAACAAGGCUUUAAACGGUGCGGAAGGAACUGUGCCACCAGGCAGAGUCUAUAAAAAAGUUGCUAUAGUCGAAAAUUUUUUCGACAUCAUCCAUGCGGUCCAUGUUGAUCUGGAGGGCCGACCCGGAAAACAUGCUGGACAGAAACGUACCUAUAGGACGAUCACAGAGACGUACGCUUUUUUACCAAGAGAGGCGGUGACACGUUUUCUUCUUGGUUGUACGGAAUGCCAACGUCGCCCGAGAACGCCGAGUCCGAGUAAUCUCUCGAAUCAAUCGCAAGCUCCGAUCUCAUCAGGGUCCGUGUCAGUGACGUCGACGAUCGGAGUUACGGGUACAACGACGACGGCAACGACGCGAACGAGGACACCAACACCAACGGUUCCAGCUCCGAGUGCAACAACGACGACUCCUUUGAGCCCGACUCCAGCAGCGACAGCACUCUCGGCGUCACAGCCACGGCAAAGCAGUCCAAAGCCACGCGAAGCAAGCCAUCCACCCGAGAGCAAAAGUUUAUUUAGCUACAGACAUCAGAAGCACCAGCAGCGAAAUUGCACCGCGGAAAAGCCGGAGAAGGAUCAAGACGCCGAGAGAACGGAAAAGGACAAAGAGAGAGAAACUAAAUACAAUCCGUUGAGCAUUACGAAUUUACUGAAAAAAGAACCAACGGUAGUGAGCACUAAUCCAUUCACGGUCAACGAGGCCAUCGCCGAAUCACGCAGAACCCCGGAAUCAGAUCGUGCCAGUUCCCGAAGUUCGGCAUCUUCGAAAAGGAAGAGAAUGCUUCCCGAGGGUCGUACGCCAUCGCCACCACCCUCCCUACCAUUACCAACGCCCUGGAGCCCUGGACUCGAUCCGAAGAAUACACCGAUCGAUUAUAGUCUUCCAAUAACUACGGCGUACCUGAAGCAUCAACAAAGAAUAUUAGCCGAAAAGAACAAGGCCAUGGAGGCGGCCUCGUUCGAAGAGGAGCGCGAACGCGAGGCUAGAGAAUCGUCACCCAUUGACGUCGGCUACGAUGGAGAAGAUUACGCGUCGUAUGAGAGAGAUCGUUUUUCACCGGCUGCUGGUCUCAUCGAUACCAACCUCAAUCUACUUGCAACUAUUCAACAUUUACACUGUCAAGUAAUGUUGGCUCUCACUGAAAGGCUCAGACCCUCGGUGAUACCGACGUCGUUGAUGCUACCACCGGCAACCGGAAUUCUCCCCAACAUACUCAUGGGUUCCGAAUUCGCUAUUUCUAGUUCCAUGGCACAGCGAUACUCGUGAGUUUUGAGAGAUAACCGAUCAUCCGGCAGAGUUCAGUUGGAUAGAGUGCAAGAUCAAAAAACUAUCCGUACGGGUACGUCAUUUUCCAAUGUGGAAUAAUAACGGUUAGCUUCAAAGUCAACCUCCGUCAACACGUGCUGCUGCUCUGGACCAUUCCACUGGCAAUUUUGGAAGCUGUGCCGAAAAAUCUUUUCGUCUUAUCACCAUCCUUUGGCAAAGGAAAUGAUGUUUUUCUUUCGAGUAUCCGCUUAAUUUCACACUAAAAUGUUGCUCUGAAGUCAACCCAAUUCAGUUUGCUGGGAUACCCUCUAUUUUUUCCGCAUCGACAUUUAUAUCGACCAGAGCUCGAAGAAGGUUUCAUGAGGCGUAGCAUUCCAGACAGUGCGAACAAGAUUAGACGCAGGAACACACGGAGCUCAAGUAUCAAGCAUUCUGGGUCAGGUAAGCCACUUUUUUGACAGCCAACUCUGAUAUUUUUCGUGGUAACGCGGACAGCAAGCUUGUGUGGCUGAGAGACAAGUACGAUGCAGUUUCAUCCUUCACUGAUCAUUUUUUCUUCCAUGAACAAUCAUUUCAACCUUUUUUCUUUUCACCUCUGUAUAUAAAUUAUUUUUUCUGAUUGAACGAUGAAAGAAGUUUUCAAGCCUAAAGCUAAUUCGGUAUUAUCUUUUGAACGUAUUAUUCUUGUAAGUGAUUUUUGCAACGUUUAUUACGAAUCAUUUCAACUUAAGAAUGUCAUCAUUAUUUCAUGAUAAUUUUUUAGUUAAAACAGAGUAUUAGCUGUUCACAAAUACCAAUUUUUACAUACACACUCAGCUGCAAGGAAAUGCCAUAAUGUGUUUACGAGCAUUUGACAAAAAGACUACGAAAAAUAUGGGAGAUGGUACGUUGAAUGAACAUGGCUUACAGAAACGAGAAUACUUUUUCCAAACGAAAGAACUAGUCGCAAAAAAAAUUUGUAAAAGAUUCAUCAUGUCGUAUAUCCCAUUAUUCCCAAUGUAAUUCGGCCAAUUAUCUACAAAUUUUCGAUUCCCCAGGAAUCGUUAUUCUUUGCAAUCAAUGGAUCUGUGUAAUUUUCGUUGAUUUUUAUUCGUAUGGAAAUUCCGCGAUGGAAGGUCUGAGCUCCUCGCAAUAUUGACCAAAGCUUGACAUAUGCGAGAGGAAAUCUCGAAAUGGACGUGAACCGAACCAUUGAUAAGCUUUCAGCCUGCGUGACAUGUGCGCUAUCUGUGGUACGUUGGUCCACUCGCGAUCUCUCCACUAACUACUAAUUGAACAGUUUCGUUAUCGAAAAUACAGCUAUCUUAGGACGACUGUAAAUACAUUUCAGGUCGUCCAAUUACACUGCUUCUCUAAUUGAUGCAACAUUGAAGCAUCUUGUUGCAGUUUAUUUAACAAUAGACAUUACCAUAGCGAUUUUGUCGUCGUGGGCCCAUGAAAGAUUCGUGCAAAAUCAAGUUGCCUGUUAAAAGACAUUUUUACACGAAACUUAAGAGCAAAUUUUCGUAUUUUCUGAUGAGAUCUCUGAUGUGAGAUGCCACGGUUUUCUAUAUGAAAUAACAUUUGAAGUCACAAUUUCAAACACAAUGGACUCAUAAAAAAGUCAUUCAAAUCCUAUAACAUUCAAGCUUUUCUUAUUUUUUUUUCUUUCAUUAUUGUUAUUGCAGUAACAUUAUUACAAGAGAAAGUGAGUGCAUUUCUAUCCCAUUCAAUUUCGUUGAAUGAAAUGGAUUUAUACUCUUCUUCUUUUUUGAUCUAUAGUUGGGUUCAAAUCUCGCCUCAGUCUUCUCAACAUAUUUUUUCCGAUAGAAUUGUUCGAAUGGGUUUUGAAAAUUUGUCGGUAUUCCUCAUAAGCGGUAUACGAAUUUUCUCGUACAACAAAGCACUUUUCACAAACCUUCAAAUACAAAAUUGAGAUUUUGUAAACAAUAUUAUCGAACGUAUAAACGAAAAAACGCGUAACAGCGAACCUUAGACACGCGAAAAAAAGCUUUGUGAAGUAAAAGCACGGCUUUAAAUUUCUGGAUCAAGCUUGCGACAAUAAUUAAUGCCAACAAAAAUGCUGGUAACGGAUGUUUGAAGACAUUGCCACUGACGACGACGUGACAUUAUCACCUCUUAACUGCCAACUUGAUUCUGACGUAGAAUACACAACAAAAUUGUAUUGCGUCACAGUUUUACCGCAUCGUGUAACGAUGUGUCGUAAACGUAUCCAAAAAGCUUCCAUCGUCAGAGACAAAAAUAACAAAUGUAUUAAGAUAAUAAAAUAAACGGACAAAUAUUCGCUUCUAGUGAAUGUGGUAAACGAAGGGUGAGGUUGGCCGGUGAAUAAACCGACAAAUUCGAUGCUUUCCAUAACCGUGUUCCACACUGAUUAUGUGGUGAUCGUACGUUAGUUAAUUGACACAAAAGAGAAAAGGGGUUUAGAGAUUAAACCGUGAAUUCCAUUAUUUUUGUACAGAGAAUUUCACCUAAUGGGAACUAAUAAUAUUUACCAACAACAAAAUAGUCUUUGUUUCGAAGGUCUCGAUCCUUCAGUUUAGUACGUCACGCUGAUGUCUCAAGUAUUUGCCACAAGCACAAUGUGUUGAAACGCAUACAGAAGAGAAAAUAAUUACGGGUAUAAAUUUGAUAGCUUAGCAGCAUAAACUUUGGAGUUACAAUUAUUUCGGCUUUCUCGCCUUUCAUCACGUAGUCACCUGCUCCAAAGACAACUCCUCUAGGAAUCUCCGUACAUGAUCUAAAUCUAAUGCUGUCGUCGAUGGCAGUGCUUGCCCUGGUGAAGUAGUGCAAACGUUUGUCGCUGGUUUUUUUUUUUUCCUUUUUGAGGCGAUACACGCAGCUCUGGUUCGUCGAAUAAUAAAUUUUCAUCACUCAAUAAGUGCUGAUAACUCGGCACACACUCGGAGAGCAAUUAUGAGAGUGAGACAAUGGCACGUGCCAACCGAGUACGAUGAUACGAGGAGGGAAAAUAAACGGUUGAUUGUGUAAAUGCGCGGGACUUGCUUGCUGGAAAGGCCAACUUCACUUAGAGUCUAAAUUCAUUUCCUUCUCUCGAAGAGUCUGACCAUUGUAUUAGGCUUCGUGUGUAUAAUUACCAUUUACCAACUUAGCAUAUAGUAGGCAGUAUUCGGUAAAUGUACAUUAUUCGGUAGAUGUGGGUAGUGAUUGAAAUAAGUAUAAAAAUUAUAACAAGUUUCGUGGUCACACGAGCACUGCGAUAUCUUGUACAGCCCAAAUAAUUUCAGCGAUUCGAAGAUAAAACGAAGCAUAAAUCAAUUUUCGAUUGAAUAAACAGGUUCGAUAAUUGUCGUGAAAGUAGUAGACUCUUCUCUAUACAAAUGAAUUCUAUAUAAUUUUGUACAUAACAGUAGUCGAGUAGAAUAAUGUGGGAGUAUAAGAAGCGUAACAACUAUUUUCAAUAGUAAAUGCGAGGAUGUUGAACCGUUGAAUUAAAUUAGUCUACGGAUAAUCGUGUCAUUUGUUCUACGAAAUAUGUACAUCCAAAAACUUUUCAAUUAUCAAUAUUAAACAUAUAUAUCAUCA